CGCCAUGAGUCUGCAGGGGGCUGCGAGAGCCGGAAAGAUGUCUGUUCCCUUGUAUCGCUCCUGUAGUGAACGUCUAUACUCAUAAAAAAGGAACCUGGAACGGGACUCCCCAGGGAUAAGGUGGUAUCAGUAAAUAUCGUGGGGACAGAGAAGCUAGAGGCAGGUAUUCCAGGGAGGUAGCUGUUCUGCAAAUAUGAGGUGUAAACUGGUUCCCCGUGUUCCAGGCUGUCUUGAGCUGGAGCAGCUGCCCGGCUAACCUAGCCUUUGCCUUAGACAUGGCCACUAACUUUUCCUUCUCCAGGACUCGGCCUCGGGAAGGGUUGUGGGCAAGCGUACGAGGACUGUCCCUCUUCUCCCAGGCCGACGCGGGAUAUCCCGGAGCCCCGGGAGAGGCUGCCACUCUGAUGUCUGAAGACACAGGCCCUAAGUCCAGGCUGGCUAUGAAGAGUGACUCCUCGAACCCUGCAGCCCCCCUUAGGGGACUCGGGGCGCCCCUGAGGAGCAGCGAGCCUGUGCGCGCCGCCCCACCUCCGUCGGCGGCCAUGGUUCUGCUGGAGGAGGCUGCAGACCUCUUGGUGGUGCACCUGGACUUCCGGGCGGCGCUGCAAACCUGUGAACACGCCUGGAGGAGCUUGGCCAACGAUGACGCGGGCACCUCCUUGGAGGUGAAAUGCUCCCUGUGUGUUGUGGGGAUCCAGGCCCUGGCAGAAAUGAAUCGGUGGCGGGAAGUCCUGUCCUGGGUUCUUCGGUAUUACCAGGUCCCUGAAAAGCUACCUCCCAAAGUCCUGGAACUGUGUGUUCUUUUAUACAGCAAAAUGCAAGAGCCUGGAGCUGUGCUGGAAGUGGUCAGUGCCUGGCUGCAAGAUCCAGACAAUCAGGGCCUUCCAGAAUACAGAGCCUUGGCAGAACUUCAUCUGCAGCUGGUGCUGCUGCCUCUGGGCUGCUUGUCGGAGGCUGAGGAGCUAGUGGUGGGCUCUGCAGCCUUCCGUGAGGAAGAGCGGCUGGACAUACUCCAGGCCAUUAGUAAGGCAAGGCAACAGCAGAAACUUCAACACUUGGGCUCUGAGGAGGACCAGAAGCUAAACCAGGAAGGCUCCUUCUCCCACAAGUUCCUGUCAUUAAUGGUGUCGCUUCGCCGGCUUUGGUACUGUGCCGUGAGCCACUUCUUUUCCAUGCCCUUCAAAAAGAGCCUCCUGGCUGCCUUGAUCCUCUGCCUCUUGGUGCUGAGGUUUGACCCAGCUUCUCCUUCUUCCUUGCCCUUCCUCUACAAGCUGGCCCAGCUCUUCCAUCGGAUCCAGGAGGCCAUGUUUUCUCUCCACCGACUUCCUAUCCACGACUGAGUGGUCUUUCCCAUUCCACUCAACCUCUCUACUCCCCAGGUCUGCCGUGACAGAAGCAGAGUCACUCAUCUGUAGCAGCCCUCCUGUUGCUGGCUGGGCCCCCAAAGGAGUGGGGCCAGCCCCAAUUCUAGAAAGAGCUGAUCCAUUCUGAUGAACUGAGUUUUGCCACCUGAAUGUUCUCCCUUUUGCACCCCACUUUGGCUGGUGUAGGUAGGUAAUGUAGGAACAAAGUGGGGCCAGAGAGCACAAGUCCUCCAGAAUAAUACUCCCUUAUACCCAGAGGCCCCUUCUGAAGGAGGAGUUUGGGAAAGGAGAGUGUGUCCGUGAAAUAUUCCAUCUUCUUGGCAGAGGCAAGGGAUUGAUUUUUCAGGUCAGGGUGUUAAUGAAGCUGGAAGUUUAGAAAACUCUUGAUGGAAUGACCCUUGGCCUUUCACUUCCGUGGAAAACUUACCUCUGAAAAUUGCCUCACAGGGCAGGCCCUUAAUUAGGCAGAGUGAGGAUCUGAGAGGGCCUCUUAAUUCUCCUCUGUGCUCCUCUGCACCAGAUCUGUGGAGAGGAGCAUAGAGAGGUUAUUUACCGAUACACCAUUCCUGUGGUUUUGCAAUGGGCUUGAAGCUACUUGGACCCUCUUUUCAGACCAGGACGUGGCUUUCAGAACCACCCAGGUGACUGCUGAAAGCAAAGUAAGGCUGCUCUGCUCUUCUCGCUGGGUAAAGUGAUCUUGCUUGGUGCCUCUUGGGCUUCAGCUCAAUUUUCCGGGUUGUCAGUGGCCAAGUCCUGCUCUG
Messenger RNA from Ailuropoda melanoleuca (giant panda), 2125 nucleotides. RefSeq names its product peroxisomal biogenesis factor 26 (gene PEX26). The transcript is spliced from 5 exons. Gene Ontology annotation, biological process: protein import into peroxisome membrane; protein import into peroxisome matrix. The record is from RefSeq and is a predicted model, not a curated record. Gene Ontology annotation, molecular function: protein-containing complex binding; ATPase binding. NCBI's taxonomy places the organism in Eukaryota, Metazoa, Chordata, Mammalia, Carnivora, Ursidae. Gene Ontology annotation, cellular component: peroxisomal membrane; peroxisome. The coding region runs from base 276 to 1340 and encodes 354 amino acids.